Molecule: messenger RNA, 1071 nt
Organism: Histoplasma capsulatum G186AR
Lineage: Eukaryota; Fungi; Ascomycota; Eurotiomycetes; Onygenales; Ajellomycetaceae
Product: pheromone processing carboxypeptidase KexA
Exons: 3
Coding region: 241-1071 (276 amino acids)
Biological process (GO): proteolysis; apoptotic process
Cellular component (GO): trans-Golgi network
Molecular function (GO): serine-type carboxypeptidase activity
Source: RefSeq, a predicted model, not a curated record
UCCGUGCCCGCCGCUCGUGAAUUGUACAUUGCUUAUUUAGAUAGCGGCGUUUGCUAAUAUUACCAACUGUCCAAUUUCCCAAGCGUGCCCUCCACUACUAUUUCGAUUCUAUUGGCGUUCCCGAACAGCCUCCUGACUCCAUAAAGUUCAGUACAUGAGGUUUUGAUGCGCUCGGUGAGGUGAGGGCGGCGUGGGACCUAUUUCCACCUUGGGAUCACCUCUUGUUGAGGCCAUACCGGCAUGGGUUUCUCUGAAGCUCGAGCCUACCGGGCAUUUGGUGCCCGGUCGACGUGGCUCACAGUCUUCCUCGCGCUGGCGAACUCACUCGCUGUCAGCGCGAAAUGUGCGGCUGAUUAUUUUGUUGAUUCACUUCCAGGCCGGCCUGAUAGCCCACAGGUGCAAAUGCAUGCUGGCCACAUCGAAAUAAACCAUAAAACUAGCGCAAACCUCUUCUUCUGGCAUGUUGCCAACCAGCACAUUGCUGAUAAACCGCGAACCGUAAUAUGGCUGAACGGUGGACCUGGCUGCAGUUCCGAAGACGGAGCGCUGAUGGAAAUUGGUCCCUACAGGGUUACGAAUGAUCAUAUGCUAAAUUAUACCGAUGGCUCUUGGGACGAAUUUGCCAAUUUGCUAUUUGUAGAUCAGCCGGUGGGCACAGGUUUUAGUUAUGUUAGCACGGGGGCCUAUGUCAGUGAGCUCGGUGAGAUGGCCUCGCAGUUCGUAACUUUCUUAGAAAAAUGGUUUGAGCUGUUCCCCCAUUACGAGAAAAAUGAUCUUUAUUUCGCCGGAGAAUCAUAUGCAGGACAAUACAUUCCUUAUAUCGCCCGCGCAAUUCUCGAUCGGAAUAAGAAGGGAGAAUCGCUGACACGAUGGAAACUCAAAGGGCUCCUCAUUGGCAAUGGCUGGAUAUCACCUCGUCACCAGUAUCUAUCUUACCUACCCUACGCUUAUCAGGAAGGAAUAAUCCAAGGUGGCACCGAUGCAUCAAGCCGCGUUGAGGCGAAAUUAUCAAAAUGCUUGAAGAAAUUGAACGUCGAAGACAGCACGGGGACUGUGCAGAUUUCCGCCUAA